Messenger RNA from Fomitopsis serialis, 963 nucleotides. RefSeq lists its product as uncharacterized. Bases 177 to 758 code for a protein of 193 amino acids. The record is from RefSeq and is a predicted model, not a curated record. Lineage: Eukaryota; Fungi; Basidiomycota; Agaricomycetes; Polyporales; Fomitopsidaceae. The transcript is spliced from 4 exons.
UGCAAUGAAAGGAGCAGCGCCUGGUUAAUGCCCUCGAUGCCCGUCUCGAUUCGUCACGCUGACUCCAUGAUCCGAACUACUUCAAGACCCCCAUACCUCGCCCAAGGUCCGGGCACCCGAUGUGAAGGGUUUCGAAAGAAAGGGAAGCCGACUACCAGAGCCCCUCUCCUGUGUCGAUGUUGAAUUGCAGCCAGCAGACGCCACACUGUCGUCAUGUACGUGACUGCGUAUGCUAUGAAAGUUCAAACAUCACGUCGUCUAUUGUGGCCGUGUGUAAUACUCGGCUUGCUCAUGAUGAUACCCACGGGCGCAAUCAAGGGCAAUGCCUGCUGAACACCGUAGUCGUGACCCCAGCGUCAGCAGCGCGUCGGCCGUGUUUGAUCUCUCUGACUGCACAUACAUCUGUAUACACGGGGCGCUGUAUCCCGACCAUCCGUUGCUUACACGCAAAGCGUGUAAUCCAUGUAGCUUAUUGUCCGACUCGGAGACGUCUCCAUGCGAUGUGUCUGUCUCGGGGCGCGAAACCCCAGCGUGGAAGCCAAACCGAUCAUAUUCCGCGGCCUCUCCGCCGGGUUGGGCUGCCAAGUUCGGACGCGUUUGUGACAACAUUGUUUCGGGCUCACGACGGGCGUCCGCGGCUGUGGCUUUGGGACACCUAUCUUGCGACGCAGUGCGUCGGUCACUGGUACCAUACAUAUACUACGAUACACAAACGGACAUGCCGAGUCGGAGGGUGGGAGAGCGCAGACAUGGACUAGUGAGACAACGUAAGUUCCCCGAUGUUCGUCGCUUGAGAAAAAUUGGGGGUAUGACCGUUUCGAGACGAUGCGGGUGGCAGCUAAGAUACACACUUGGUCUAUUGCUGGACGUCGAACGAGCCAUGAAUGUCUCCCUCUACCUUUGUAUGGAGUUCGGGGCCUGUACCACUGGGCCUGACUGUAUCGUUUACAAGGCGGCGGUGGC